Messenger RNA from Aphidius gifuensis, 2090 nucleotides. RefSeq names its product innexin inx7-like (gene Inx7). Gene Ontology annotation, molecular function: gap junction channel activity. Gene Ontology annotation, cellular component: gap junction; plasma membrane. Lineage: Eukaryota; Metazoa; Arthropoda; Insecta; Hymenoptera; Braconidae. The coding region runs from base 301 to 1509 and encodes 402 amino acids. The record is from RefSeq and is a predicted model, not a curated record. Gene Ontology annotation, biological process: phototransduction. The transcript is spliced from 6 exons.
ACCUUUCCACAAAAUAUGAAAGACAGGUAUUAUUCAGUUAAACGUUGACAGCCAGUGGUGACGCUGAGUUCAUUUGGAAUACUAGUGGCAUCAUCUUUUUUUUUUUUUUUGUGCGGCUAUCUCUUUUAUUUUUUUCAUCAACCACGUGUUCAGUGUUGAGGUGUGUUGAGCAGUAUUGAGUAUUGGGCUUAGUCUCGCAUGGUUUUGCAAUUCAAUUAAUACAGUUUAAUAAAAAAUUAAUAUUUGAUUAUUAAAUUUAUUAUUUAUUAUUUGAUUAUAAAAUUAAUUAUAUAAUCAAAUAUGGCUACUGUUUUGGGCACAUUAUCUGUUUUAAAAAAUCAUAUUAAAUACAAAGUAUCAGAAGAUUUUGUAGCAAUUGAUAAUAUAAUAUUUAGAUUGCAUUACAGAGUAACGUUUGUUGCUUUAUUGUUGGGAUCAUUGUUGGUAUCUUCACGACAAUUUUUUGGUGAACAUAUAAAGUGUAUUCAUGAAAAAGGUGGAGUAAGACAUAGUGCAAUCGAGUCAUAUUGUUUUUUUAGUUCAACAUUCACAGUUUCGAAAUAUAUGAAUCAAAGUUUAAUUGGAGCAGGAAAGGUAGCAGCACAUCCAGGUAUUGGAAUACAGUCAAACGAAGAUGAUAUUGUAUGGCAUACAUAUUAUCAAUGGGUGCCAUUUGUACUGUUCUUUCAAGCAAUACUGUUUUAUUUGCCACAUUACUUGUGGAAAUCAGCUGAAGGUGGUCGUUUAAAAGCUCUUGUUUCAAAAUUAAAAAUGACAUUAUUAACAAUGAGAGAAGAAAGAAUUACAGUUGGCAGUAAAACAAUUCCAUCAAUAUCUGAUCGUGAUGAAAAAAUUAGAAUAUUAAAACAAGCAUUUAUUGAUCAUAUUCAUGUCAAUAAACCAUGGUCAUAUUAUCUUGGAGCUUUUGAAUUAUUAAAUCUUAUAAAUGUUAUUGCACAAAUUUAUAUAACUGAUAAAUUUUUAAAUGGUCAAUUUCUUGGUAUUGGUAGAAAUACAUUUGAUGAUAUAGUUGAUGGAGAAAUGACAGCACUUGAUAUGGUUUUUCCAAAAGUAACAAAAUGUAUAUUUCAUAAAUAUGGUGCAUCUGGUACUAUUGAAAAAUAUGAUGCAUUGUGUAUAUUAGCAUUGAAUAUUAUUAAUGAAAAAAUAUAUACACUUUUGUGGUUUUGGUUUAUAGCAUUAUCUGCUAUGACAUUUUUGGGAUUAGUUUGGAGAAUUGCUACAAUGGUAUUACACUCUAGAAGCAAACAAUUUAAUCGUUAUGUGUUUUCAAUGGCUUGUCCUGGAAAAAAUAAUCCCUGGGAUAUUUUAAAAAUAACACACAAAAAUUAUUUUGGUGAUUGGUUAUUUUUAUAUUAUAUUGCUAAAAAUGUUGAUAAUAACGUUUUUCGUGAACUACUUGUACAAGUAGGUCAUGAUUUAAAUGAUCAAAAAAAUAAUACUCCAACGUCAGAAUCAGUAUUGAUAAGUGGUUUACAUAAUGAGUAAAAAAUAUUUAAAAAUUAUUAAGGUCAUAUGAAUUUUAGCUUAACUUGAUAAUCAUUAUGUUAAAUAGAAGCUCAUACAUAUUUUUUUUCUUUCACAUUUAUACAUGCGUAUGUAUGAUUAUUUAAAAAAAAAAAAAAAAUGUAUUUUCAUAAUCGAAAGCGAGGUCCAAAGUUUGUUGAACCUCCUUUACUUAUCCGGUAUGUUAUUAUCCAUUACUGCCAAUUAUUUUCUUUCAUUCAAUUUAUAUUAUAAGAUACCGCACUGAGACAUCAUCAUGUUCAACUAUUGUAUGUAUAUUUGUUCUUAGAUAUUUUUGAUUAAAAAAUACUUUGACAUAUAUUUAAUUCUUGUUUUAAUAACCUUAUUUUUUUUUCAUUGCAAUCAGAAAUCGAUGGUAUAUUGUUUUACUUUUAACUGUUAUUCUUUCUUCCCUUAUGGAUAAAAAUAAUGUCACUUUUCAUUGCAAAACCAGAUUUUUUAAACGACCACCUACUUAAACAAUUAACAAUUUAAUUAAUCAGUUAAUACCAAAAAAAAAAAAGAAAAUUAAUUUUGUAUUGACCUUCAGCUGUUUUCCAGAA